This is a messenger RNA of Thermochaetoides thermophila DSM 1495, 1119 nucleotides long. RefSeq lists its product as uncharacterized. The coding region runs from base 1 to 1119 and encodes 372 amino acids. The transcript has 2 exons. Gene Ontology annotation, biological process: protein folding. The record is from RefSeq and is a predicted model, not a curated record. Gene Ontology annotation, cellular component: endoplasmic reticulum. Gene Ontology annotation, molecular function: protein disulfide isomerase activity. NCBI's taxonomy places the organism in Eukaryota, Fungi, Ascomycota, Sordariomycetes, Sordariales, Chaetomiaceae.
AUGGUUCUUCUUAAGAGCUUCGUGCUCGUCACUCUCGCGGCCGCGGCCGCGGCUAAGUCGGCCGUCCUCGAUCUUAUCCCUUCCAAUUUUGACAAGGUUGUGCUGAAGUCCGGCAAGCCGACUCUUGUCGAGUUCUUCGCUCCCUGGUGCGGGCAUUGCAAAAACCUGGCUCCCACAUACGAGGAGCUCGGCCUUGCUUUCGAGCACGCCAAGGACAAGGUGCAAAUCGCUAAGAUUGACGCCGAUGAGCACCGAGAUCUGGGCAAGAAGUAUGGUGUUCAGGGCUUCCCAACACUCAAGUGGUUUGAUGGGAAGAGCGACAAGCCCCAAGAAUACAGCGGAGGUCGCGAUUUCGACAGCCUAGCCAACUUCAUCACGGAGAAGACUGGUAUCCGGCCGAGGAAGAAGCUCGCGCCACCGAGCAACGUGGUUAUGCUCACAGAUGCGACCUUCAAGAAGCAUAUUGGUGGCGACAAGCACGUCCUAGUGGCCUUCACUGCCCCCUGGUGUGGACACUGCAAGAACCUCGCCCCGACUUGGGAGGCCCUGGCCAACAACUUUGCUAACGAGCCCGAUGUCGUGAUUGCCAAGGUUGAUGCGACCCACGAGGGCAGCAAGGGUACGGCGUCCGAAUAUGACAUUCGUGGCUAUCCGACUAUCAAGUUCUUCCCCAAAGGAAGCACUACGCCCAUUGACUACACUGGCUCUCGCUCGGAGGAAGCCUUUGUGAAAUUCCUGAACGAGAAUGCUGGGACCCACCGCGCUGCUGGCGGCGGUGUUGACUCAACGGCUGGUACCGUCACUGCUCUUGAUGCUAUUGUUGCAAAAUACGUUAACGGAGAACUAUCCCUGAGCGAGGCGACUGAGGCGGCCAAAAAGACAGCUGAGGAGGUUAAGGAUGACAAGGCUGCCAAGUAUGCUCCGUAUUAUGUGCGCGUCUUUGAGAAGCUCGGCGGGAAGCCCGAGUAUGCGAGCAAGGAACUUGCGCGCCUAGAGGGUAUUGUCAAGAAGGGUGGUCUCGCCCCUGCCAAGCAGGAUGAACUGCAGAGCAAGACCAACAUCUUGAGGAAGUUCCUGGAGAAGCCGGAGGAGAAGGGUGAGGAAAAGGAAGAGCUCUAG